Penicillium maclennaniae is the source of this 2745-nucleotide messenger RNA. It is a transcript of the gene abd1, whose product is annotated as mRNA (guanine-N7)-methyltransferase. Gene Ontology annotation, molecular function: zinc ion binding; mRNA 5'-cap (guanine-N7-)-methyltransferase activity; ubiquitin-protein transferase activity. The transcript has 5 exons. Gene Ontology annotation, biological process: protein ubiquitination; 7-methylguanosine mRNA capping. Lineage: Eukaryota; Fungi; Ascomycota; Eurotiomycetes; Eurotiales; Aspergillaceae. The record is from RefSeq and is a predicted model, not a curated record. Gene Ontology annotation, cellular component: nucleus. Bases 1 to 2745 code for a protein of 914 amino acids.
AUGCAAGAACGACACCAGCCGCGGAGGCGCGAUGCACCCUCAACAAUGUUCUCGCGUCGCGACAGAUCUCGCAGUCCGAGGAAUGGCACUCCGCACGAAGACUCUCGACGGUCUCGCUCUCCGAUCCAUCGCCGCUCGCCGACCCCAGAAGAACCUCGGCAACGCAAACGACCUGGCGGUGGAUCUCGCAUGGGCGCGAGCAGGGGCGCAGAUGUCUUGCGCAGACAAGAGGAGCGUGAGCGCGAGCAAGAAAUGGAUGCCUUGCGCCAAUCUACACAACGAGGUGGGCUGGACUACGUUCGGAAUCAUUACAAUGCCGUUCCGCAGCGCGGUCGUGAAUGGCGGAAAACGGACAGCAAGAUCAAGGGGCUGCGCAGCUUCAACAAUUGGGUGAAAAGUACUCUGAUUCAGAAAUUUUCUCCUUCGGAGGAAUUUGUGGCUCAGCACAACGAUAGCAAGGACUGGGCUGAAGACAGCAUGGGCCCGCCUAUGUCGGAAGUAAAGCCAUUGCUUGUCUUGGAUAUGGGCUGCGGCAAGGGCGGUGAUCUGGGCAAGUGGGCGCAGACUCCCCAGCCGGUGGAACUCUAUGUCGGACUUGACCCGGCCAAUGUCUCUAUUGAACAGGCGCGGGAUCGGUACAGUCAGAUGCUACGUCAGCGAGGUCGUCGGCCUCAAUUCCAUGGCGAAUUCUUCACGAAGGAUUGCUUCGGAGAGUUCCUUGGCGAUGUCCCGAUCGUCCAGCAAGUCGGCAUUGACCCCAAUGCUGGUCCGGGUGGCUCCAUGAUGGCCUCGAGAUGGGGCGGCGGUGGCUUCGACGUUGUUACAUCCAUGUUCGCCAUUCACUACGCAUUUGAGACGGAAGAGAAGGCGCGUCAGAUGCUUAGCAAUGUUGCCGGCUGUUUGAAGAAGGGCGGCCGGUUCAUUGCUGUAUGCCCGAACUCCGACGUGAUUGCCAGCAAGGUCAGCGCAUGGCACAAGCAGCGCAAAGAGCGCGAGGCUGCCAAGGCUGCCGAGACUGAAGCCCCUGAGGAUGGUGAGGUUGAGGAGGAUGACCGUACUGAAUGGGGUAACGAAAUCUACCGAGUUCGAUUCCCUGGCAAGACCCCCGAGGACGGGAUUUUCCGCCCGCCUUUUGGAUGGAAAUACACGUACUUCAUGCAGGAGGCUGUCGAGGAGGUCCCUGAAUUUGUUGUGCCUUGGGAGGCUUUCCGAGCCCUGACCGAAGACUACAACCUGGAACUCCAGUAUCGCAAGCCGUUCCUGGACAUCUGGGAGGAAGAGAAGGACGACCGUGAAUUGGGACCUCUCAGUGAACGUAUGGGCGUUCGCAACCGCGCGACAGGGGAAUUGAAUAUGACCGAAGAAGAGAAGGAUGCCGUUACUCUCACCAUGCCCUCCACAAUCCCGCCACGCAACCGAACACUCAGUCGGCCCACCCCGCGGGCAGCAGAGAUCCCCGAUCUACCAGAAUAUGAGCCUCCAGAGGCCCCCCUCACGGCAGAAAGCCAUCGUCAAUUAUUAAUGCUUAUGGAAUCGCAACUCUCCCGACAACUCAAGACCCACCUGCAACACGCGGCCGAGAAACUUACCGACUCUGCAGGUGACGUGAAUGAAAAGUUAAGCGACGCGCGGGUACGAUACGAGCGGGCGAAAGAAAAGCGACGCGGUGCCACGGACAGUGAGAAGGUGGAUAUUGAACAAGAUAACGAGAACGAAGAGUACCAGCGGUUAGCGGAGAUGGAGAGAAAAGUCGAUGAUGGACUGAAAGAUGCGAUGGAGACUCUGAAUCAAGAAGUGACUGAGGCUCAGCGUGCUGCACUCGGGGUUCGACAGACGCGUGGUCAGCGACGGCGUCAAAGAGAAGCUGCGAGCGAUGAUGAGGAUGCCGAGGAUGAGGAUGAUGGAGAUUACGAGGGUACGCCAGAGCGAGAAACGAGGGAAGCGAACGCGCAGAAUCCGCCCAGUCAUCGAUUGUGCAAUGCACUGGACGAGGGAACAGAAAAGUGGAACAGUCAAUCGUUAACGGCACGGUAUGCGGGUAACAAUAACUAUAUUGGUUUCUACCGCAUUGUACACGACUCGAAAUUCCCAGGGGACGAAGUACCACCCCCCCCGAACGCAUCUACAUGGUUUUCACAUCUGGAAGACCCCAACGCGAACGCAGACACCGCAGGUAGUCCUUCAAAUCGCCGCACGCGCAACCGGCGUGAACCCUCACCUGCAGACUCAGAUGACAUCGCUAUCGAGAGGGAGCGCAUUUCAUUGAAGUGCCCCCUCACACUCCAACCAUUCCGAGACCCCGUUACGAGCACGAAAUGUCCCCAUAGCUUCGAGCGCGAAGCCAUUCAGGAUAUGAUCUCUCGCAGCAGCUUGCAAAUUCCACCUCCGCCAGGGCGAGCUGGGCGCCGCAUCCGGGCAGUCAAAUGCCCGGUGUGUUCCGUUCCACUCUGCAAUGAUGACCUCAGAUCAGACCCUGUUCUACUUCGUAAGGUGCGCCGUGCGGAGGAGUUAUUGGCGCGCCAGGCGGAUGACGAGCUGGAGGGAUCGCAGUCUCAGCAGGAUCACCUUGGCCCAGUGACGCUGGCAAGCGACGCAAUUGAUGCGGACGAGAUGGACGUGGACGUCGAUGUGGACGAGGACGAGGAGGUGGAUGAGGAUAUGAAGGUGCGGGUAAAGUCGGAGCCUAUUCCCACGCAGAACAAUGGUGAUACGGACGAGUCAUCAGAAGAGUCCGAGUCGGAGUAG